Toxoplasma gondii ME49 is the source of this 3139-nucleotide messenger RNA. RefSeq names its product RNA recognition motif-containing protein. The transcript is spliced from 5 exons. Gene Ontology annotation, biological process: mRNA export from nucleus. Bases 776 to 1894 code for a protein of 372 amino acids. Gene Ontology annotation, molecular function: mRNA binding. The record is from RefSeq and is a predicted model, not a curated record. Lineage: Eukaryota; Apicomplexa; Conoidasida; Eucoccidiorida; Sarcocystidae. Gene Ontology annotation, cellular component: nucleus.
UUAUAGGUCCGGCAUUCUUCUGAGAACGUUGACCGUUUGUCUACGCUGGUCGCUUUUCUCAAACGCGCUUUUCUCUUUCGGCGGUCCCUGCGUCACGUUCGCGACGGUGACGUUUCAGUUUCGUUUCGUGGAGUGUGGAAGAACCCUCCAAGUCUGGAAACCCGGCAGACAUCGUGGCAAGUCAGAGGAGAAACGUUGUGGGACGCGCGUGAAAGAAUUCGAGAAGAGUUUCAGAGAUGCCUCGGCGUGCUUGCCUUUCUUCGUCUUGUGUUCUUUCGCGUCUGCUCUGCUGGUGAAACAUCUUGUCUCAACCGUUUUCCUGGUGUGCGCGCGCAGCGGUAACCGCCUUUUCCGUGGGGUGCACCGCCUCUUCGAACCGUUGGACUGCCGUGAUUUUCUGGAGCAUUCCAUCUCAGACUUCUCCCGUUUCCGUGGCGAUUUGCCCUCGAAAGACUCGCUUGUUCAACUCCGCGAAAGAGGCGCGAUUUUCAGGUUCUGGCUGGCGUACACUGGGCACGCGCCCUCCGCGGUAUCGCUGGAAUCUCGGUCUCCCGAUUCUGCCGCAUUCCUCCUCGCUUGUCUGGCGAAUUCUCUUUGCUGAACACGCUACUGGUUUUCCUGUCCAGUCGCGAUCGAUUCGUGCCGAGGGAGGCUUCCUUGCCACAAGCGUUCUCUCCUUACCCCAGCUGCUGUGUAGUCGACCAGCCGGUCGAGGUCUCCUUUUCUAGCGUUUGUUUUUCUCCCGUCUAACUUCUUCGUUGACUUUCCUGUCGCGAUGGCGGACAUCAAGAACAGCUUCUCUGAGAAGAAGCUGGACAUGAGCUUGGACGAGCUCAUUGCACAGGAAAACGCGACGAAGGGGCCGCAAAGACGGAACAACGCCGGCAACUCGCAACAGCAGGGAAGAAGGAACCACGGAAGCAGUCAGCGACAAGGUCCCUACUCCCGGUCGUCCGGAUCGAACUACAGAGAUGCUGUUGGGCGUGAGUACCUCCUGGAGGGCUCUGGGACCCAGGGGGCCUUCAAGUCCGGCGGCCCUCGACCUGGCGGCCCUACUCCGUUUGUCCCACACGUUUACACCGUGAAAGUGAAGAACCUUCCUCUCGACGUUCCCGAGAGAGAACUGGAGAAUCUCCUUCGGCGGCACUUCGGCGUCUGCGGCAGCGUCGUGCGCAUCAUCUUCCGACAGAAGAACCCUGGCGAAGCCUACAUCGGCUUCAACGAAUCGUCGUCAUGUUCCAAGGCGUUGGCGGAGCUUCAAGGCAGUAAACUGAAGGGUCGCGUCUUGACAAUCGAGAAGGGCCAGCCAACAGGUCCCGCGCCUCCUCGGGGGCCUGGGGGCGACUUUGCGCGGCGAGGUCCGACUGGUCGUAGCGCGGGAGUUUCCCCAGCGAGCGUUGUACCUCUCCAAGCCGGGGCUUACGGAAACUUCGCGGUGAAUGUACAUCCGAACUUCGCGCGCGGAGGGCCUCCCUCGGGCCUUCUGGGGCACUGUCCGCCCACGCUUGCCUUCGUCCCCAGAGACGGCGCCUUCACCAACGGAGGCGGGGCGGAAUGGUACGUAGACGCGCGAGCUGCGCCGGCGCCUGUCGUCUCGCCUGUCGCGUACGGAAGUUCUCACGGACCGUCGCUUGUCGGAAAGCAAGCUGCUACACAGGCGGGCACGACUAUCAUCAUUUCGAAUGUUCCCUGCGAUUUGACUGCUCAAGAACUGCAAGAUGCUUUCUCCGUUGUCGGCGCCGUGCUCAGAACAGAACUUCUUCUGAACGCGUCUGGGGCUCCCACGGGGCGAGUGGCUCUCACCUUCGAGACUCGCCACGCAGCGCUAGAGGCCGUUCGGCGCUUCGAUGGAGGCGACUUGAAUGCCCACACAAUCCGAGUUUUUCUCGAGUAAAGCACUGUUCCAUCAAUCCAAAAGCGACUUGUAAGAAGAUCAAGGAGGGCAGACACUGAGCAGCCUGCAGCAGUCCACCGGGAAGAGGGGUACAGCGAGCAAACCGAACUUGGUUGUACGUCAAAAGAACUGGACUCCUGCUCAAACAAUCUUAGGUACUCAACGUUCACGCAUCAUCAAGAACUCGGUUGUAUGUGCCUGAUAAUCACUGGAGUCGUGCCCGGUCUACGAAGCAGAGCCUUGUUCCCGUGGUUUGCCUUCUAUGUGGUUGUCUCGCGUUUACUCAACAGAAGAUAAAGUACUAAAUCUGGGUGUCUGUAAGGGUAGGAGAGGCGGCAGCGUCUGUGUGGAAGCGUAGGUCGCGCCCGCACGGAUGCCGGGUGGGACCACAAGCCAGAGAAUUGGGUCUGUAAAUCAUACAGUUUCGAGAGAAACUGUGUAACGGUGGGACGGAGGCGUCCUAGCCCUGGGGGGGGGGCUCCUGUUGAAAAGAAGAAAAGUGAUCCCCGGGUGUUGGGCUCGAAACGAGGCACAGAUGGAUAAGUAUUUUUGGAGCACUGGACCCAGUCCAGUUUCGGAGGAGGGGGACGGAGGGAAAAAACGGAUUCAGAGACAGGGGUUUGUCACAUCAGCUUGCAUGCAUUUUGUCGGCCUGCCACGGCGCCUCUUUGGAAAGAUGCAUCCCCACCUUUCGACUCCGGAGGGAUAGUGAGGUGGGGAACGUCGUCUUUGCCGGGACACAGGCAAAAAGGUUGUCGACACCGGGAGCAUGCACGCAUGUGUAGACAGAGGGUGCAUGUUUGGCGAAGGGCGGUGUGUGAAACAGAAAGAACCGUCGUGGUUUACACGAUUCCGUGCAGGAGGCCUGUCAUCUUUAUCGGUCUGCGGGAAGGUUGGUAUGGACCUCGUGCUAGGAUGGAGUGUUACGGCGGCUGCGCACCGAGUACCCGGUUGGCUCUCGGGGGAAAACGUGCUCGGUUUCUCUGUCGCCGUGUCUUGUACAUCCGCAUAUUUUAUCGAGGACAUCUAAUAUCUUCAAUCGAUCUUGGAAAAAAGGAGAAAAUCAAAAGCCGCUAGGUAGAAAAAUGCUAGACUUCCUCCUCGAAGAGGGGGAAAGAUCGGAGUUAGCUCGCGGUGCAUGCGCGCUGCACAACCUAGUGAGAAGACGCUAAUUCCCCGGCGAAACUUUGACUUACUAAACCAGCAUGGGAUGAUAAAUAUAACAGGAUGCGAUUGACAGUGGAC